UGAAUUUCGUGAUAAAAUAAAGGUGGUAAGAACGAAUUCAAGGCCCAGGAAGUUGGUUUCAAUACCCGUACUGAGGAAAAUCCUCAUUGAAGGAGAGAAGGUCUUCAUUUUUGCAACCGGCGUUUGUGCAAUCGAAGGAUGUUGUGGAUUUAGUUGCACUUUCCGGUUGAUAAAUCUUCCAUCUCGACCCGCCGAGCAUCAUGUCGCGCAGUUUCCGGACUCCGCUGCAGUUGCCGACGAAACCGCGCAAAGGUUUGCUGCCGCUGGACCACCAGAUCCCACCGACGAGUCCUUCCGUUUUCCGGACUCCUGUUGCGGUGCGGACCGUGAAACGCAAGGAUGAAUCGAAGGUGGCGCAACUCAUGGAACUCGACAACACGCUGCUCAAUGCCGUCGACCUGGAGAGCAUCGAACAGCAGGCGAACACCCGGAAACCGGCUUCCCCGAAAAACGGCUUGUCGAAGACCAAAUUCAAACGAUCGCUAUCGGUGGGAGCUGAACCGAAGAUACUGGCCAGCACGCCCAAACGUCGAAGAUCGAGCAACGGAGGACGCAAGAUUUACGUACUGCAGAUGAGCAUGGAAGCAGAAGCAGCAGGCGUUGCACCACCGGCAGCCAGCGACGAUAGCAACGGUGAGAACGAUCCUUCACGGACUGAGUCGUUGACGAAGUCACGUCGAAGUGCGACGAGCUGCGAGGAUGAUAACGACGACGAGGAUCUGUUACCGUGCGGUCAGGAGGUGGUCCGUAAUAAUGAGACACUCAACACAGAUGACAUCAUACGGGAUAAGUUGCGCAAGUUGGGCACCUCCCGGAUUAACGCAACGCAUAUAGCCAGCCAGUUACCUGCGCUGGGUGAUGAGCUGUUCGAGGUAUUUACGAAUCCCGCCAUCUGUUCCCAGUAUAUGCGGCUCGAUCAAUCGGUGCUGAUCGAAAGCGAAAACAGAGCCGAACUUAUCCGUUCCUCCCAAAACAAUGGAGACGAUCGAGAGCGUAUGGUGCGGCCGGGGGCAACGGAGGACGAACCGGCCUUACCCCAUAAUCUCUCCGAUGAGCAACGGAAGCUACAGAUGAACGAAGUCGAACGGAUCUUUGCCGAUUGCGAGCGAACGCUGCACGAUAUGACGAACCUCGAUCAGAUGGAAGCAGAGACGCUAGAGGUAGCGGGCGUUGAGGAGCCGCCACCUCCACCACCAACACCAAAGAUAUCCAGCACACUCGCGGCCAUCGAUUGGGAUGAAGAGAUCCAACAGACCGCCGUCAAACCUCGCGUCUCAUCGCUCUUCCUCGAGAAGGGUCCGUUCUAUGGGCUACCGUCGUCCGUUCGCCGCAUUCUGAGGGAUUUUCGUGGUAUCGGCGAGCUGUACGAUUGGCAGCGUGAAUGUCUCGAGCUACCGGCCGUACGGGAGCGCCGUAAUCUGAUCUACGCCCUACCGACAAGCGGUGGCAAGACGCUAGUAGCGGAGAUACUAAUGCUUCGGGAGGUGCUGUGUCGGUUGCGCAACGUUAUCUUCAUUGUGCCGUACGUUUCACUGGCCCAGGAAAAGAUGAUCGCACUUAGCCCAUUCUCGAUCGAGCUACAAUUUCUGCUGGAGGAGUACAGUGGAGGCAAGGGCCAGUGUCCUCCACGGAGGCGGCGAAAGAAAAACACGAUCUUCGUGUGUACGAUCGAGAAGGCGAUGAUGCUGAUGGACUCGCUGGUCGAGGAAUCGCGUGCCAACGAGAUCGGUAUGAUCGUGAUCGAUGAGCUGCACAUGAUCGGUGAACCACGCAGGGGUGCUUGUCUCGAGAUGCUAAUUACCAAGGUGCAGGCACUGCGUGCGGGCAUUCAGAUCGUCGGAAUGAGUGCCACGAUCGGGAACUUAAACGAGGUCGCCCGGUUUAUGCUGGCCGACGUGUACUGUCGGGACUUUCGUCCGGUGGAGCUGCAAGAGUACGUCAAGUGUGGAGAGGCACUGUACGAGGUGCGCGGUCAGCAAGGCCACGGUGCACGUGCAAGUGAGCAGGUGUUCGGUGAGAAGCGAUCACUCCGAUUUGAGGAUUACUCGGAUGAACUCCGACGGAUCGAUCCAGACGGUAUCGUGGGACUGAUCCUACAGGUCAUCCCAAACGGUUCCUGCCUGGUGUUUUGUCCGACGAAACGGAUGUGCGAGAACUUGUCUGCGAUGCUGGCGAAACAUCUGCCACCUGCCCUAGCGGAGCACCGGGCCGAAGAGAAGGCAAAAUUGAUCAAAUCGUUAGCCGAGGAUGGUUCGGUGGCACCGAUCUUGCCCCAGUCUUUUCGCGUCGGAGUCGCCUACCAUCACGCUGGACUGACGCAAGAUGAACGGCGUACGAUCGAGGAUGCGUUUCGGGCCGGAGUGCUGUCACUGAUCGUGUGCACCUCGACACUGGCCGCUGGUGUGAACUUGCCCGCACAGCGUGUCAUCAUUCGAUCGCCGUACAUCGGCACCAGCUUCCUAACGCUCAGCCGCUACAAGCAGAUGGUGGGCCGAGCCGGGCGUGCCGGAUUCGGCGAAAAGGGUGAUUCGAUCCUCGUCUGCGCACAACGUGACAUUCCGCAGGUUUGCGAGAUGCUUUGUUCACCGAUGGAUCUCGCGGAAUCAUCGCUCAUGGAAGACGAUCGGGUACAGUUUAAAUCGUUGCUGCUCAGUGCAAUCGGUCUCGGGAUCUGUGGAACCCGUGACGCUCUUCAAACACUUGCCAGUAGCACGCUACUGAGCCAACAAGCGGAACGCCGUCAGCUUGAGCUAAGUACGAUCACCGAUGAAGUGAUCGUACAGUUGUAUCAAGGCAAUGCGAUCAAGGCCCGGCACGAUAGCUGCCUCCGUAAUCCUCCCAACAUGAUCGUGACGAUCAGUACGGCAGAAGAGGAAGAGCAGGCUCCAAGAUUGACAAUGUUCCCGUUCGCCCAUCCCGAAGAGACGCCGCGGACGGCGUCGUUCAUUCGCGUCCACAAGGAUCCAUCGCAGCCUGGCAAGCUGAUCAAGACGAUCGAGCGAAGCAGCCAGCUGGAGGUGAAUCGCCUCGGCAAAGCGGCCAUCCGUGGAGGGUUCGAUAUGGAGAAGGCAGUCCGAUAUUAUGAUGAGAUGCAAACGCUCGGGAAGCGGCUGUGUGUUCUCGACGAGUACGAUCUUUUUUAUCUGAUCCUGCUCGAGGAUGGUCGCGAGGUGCACCUAAAAGUAGACGAACUGAUCGUACUGAUCAAUCAACUGACGAGUGAACAGCAACGUAUUGCCGAACGGUACGGCAUAGGUAAUGUGCUGAUGACAAAGAUCCUUACGAGGCGAGCCAUUCCGGAUGAGCAGAUGCACAAAAUGCUCCGCUUCGUCCGGGUGCUGGUCGUGCACGAGCUGUGGCGUCAGACGAGCGUACAGGAGGUCGCCCAGCGUUAUCACGUGAAUGCUGGCUCCCUGCAAACGCUUAUGAAUAGUACGGCCGGGACGGCUUACAGUGUACUGCGAAUGUGCGAAGAAGUACCGGAACUGUGGGCCUUUAAGCAUCUACUAACGGGUAUCAUCGAGCGAUUAACGCAUUGCUGUAAGCAGGAGCUGAUGCCACUGAUGGAGCUUCCGUCGGUGAAACUGGGACGUGCAAAGCAACUCUACCGGGCUGGAUUCACCACGCUGGCCUCGAUAGCACGUGCCAAGUCGAAGGAGCUGGUCGAAUCGAUCGAACACAUGAACUACCGGGCAGCUAAUCAGCUGAUACUGAGUGCGAAGGCCAAACUUAUGCAGGAAGUUGAUGCACUUCGCGAACAGGCGGAAGAGUACCUAUCGCAGCUGAAUCGUUAAACGAUUCGUCCCGAUCGUUGGCGCACCUUUUCCAGCGAGAAAAGGAACUCGUGUACAGCGGUUCGUAACGAGGCUAGGAUGG
This is a messenger RNA of Anopheles darlingi, 3876 nucleotides long. RefSeq names its product helicase POLQ-like. Bases 201 to 3794 code for a protein of 1197 amino acids. Gene Ontology annotation, molecular function: ATP binding; nucleic acid binding. Lineage: Eukaryota; Metazoa; Arthropoda; Insecta; Diptera; Culicidae. The transcript has 5 exons. The record is from RefSeq and is a predicted model, not a curated record.